Messenger RNA from Prunus avium (sweet cherry), 848 nucleotides. NCBI's taxonomy places the organism in Eukaryota, Viridiplantae, Streptophyta, Magnoliopsida, Rosales, Rosaceae. The record is from RefSeq and is a predicted model, not a curated record.
ACCACAACACAACACAAAGAACACUUCCAAACUCCCUCAAGAACACAUUAAUUCCCAAAUGGGGGGUUCUACUUGCUCUUCCCCCAAGACAACAACCAACAAAAAAACAUUAACAGGAGCAGGCAAUCUCAUCAAGCUCCUCCCCACCGGCACGGUCUUCUUGUUCCAAUUCCUCAACCCUGUCUUUACCAACAAUGGCCACUGCUCCACAAUCAACAAAUACCUAAGCGCCAUUCUCAUCGGCAUUUCCGGUUUCUCUUGCUUUUUUGCUUCCUUCACUGAUAGUUACACCGGCAGUGAUGGACAAACCCACUAUGCGGUUGUAACACCUAAGGGUCUUUGGCCCUCAACAAAUUCCGACUCUGUGGACUUGUCUGCUUAUAAACUUAGGGAUGGGGACUUUGUGCAUGCCUUCUUUUCCUUGAUUGUGUUUGCAGUUGUAUCACUUUUGGACACCAACACUGUCCGGUGCUUCUAUCCAGGGUUUGAGUCCACUGAGAAGGUUUUGCUGCAGGUGUUGCCUCCUCUCAUCGGUGCAAUUGCCAGUACUGUUUUCGUUGUGUUCCCUAAUAAUCGCCAUGGAAUCGGAUACCCCUCCUCAAGUUCUGAUUCUUCACAAGACUCAGACAAAUCCUGAAGAAAUUGAAGUAUCUGAGCUUCUUGUUUAACAAGUCCUAAACAAGUACUAGUGUUUGCUCACGCAAGUUUAUGGUUGUCAUUGUUUGUUUAGUAGUUUGCCUAAGUUUGAUUAAUUUCUUCCGUAUCGAUCCCUCUGGAAUGUAUGUAACAAGUUUCUAUUGUUCGCUAAAAUUUCCAUUUAUGAAUUAUAACUUGAUCUCAAUUCUCAA